AGAGAGCUCGCUGCGUUCCCCCACCCUCUUCCAACCUGCGCGUCGCAGUUAUAGACUCUGGUGAACUGCGGUAUAUCUAAUCUUAAUUAUUAGAGAUUCAAAACUCAAACCAAAAACAAAUGGAACUGGAAACGAUACUUCGAAAAUGCAUUGUAUCGGGUAAAUCAGAAGGACAAUUAGAAGAAAAAGAAAAAAAAGAAGACGAAUACUUUCAAAAAAUAUAUGAACAAUGGAAAGGCACCAAAGCUAAAGACAAAGACUUAACUUAUAAAGUCAUUCCUAAAUUUUAUUUCAAGUUACCUAAAGAAGAUGAGAUUCUGCCGCAAAAGUUACGAGAAGAAACACGAGCUUUAUUUUUGCAAAGACGUUCGCGACAGUUACUUGAUAAUAACGAACUUAAAGCAUUAUGGGUAUUAUUAGAUAAACAUCAUAGUCCACCUUUAUCAGGGGAAGAACAGUUAAUAAAUUAUGAAGAUUUCAAGAAAGUGGGUAAAUUAGCUGGUGCAAAAUGCAAUCCAUAUUUCACUGCUGUUGUAUUUGCUAAGUUACAGCAGGGUGAUCCUCAUGGCAGGAUUAGCAUUAUGGCAUUAUUUAAUUAUGUUAUGAGAAAAGUUUGGUUGCAUCAAACAAGAAUUGGUCUUUCUUUAUACGAUGUUACUGGUCAAGGAUAUCUCAGAGAAUCAGAUUUAGAAAACUAUAUCCUAGAAUUAAUACCAACUUUGCCCCAGCUUGAAGGACUUGAGAAAUCUUUCCAUUCAUUUUAUGUUUGUACAGCAGUCAGAAAAUUCUUAUUUUUUCUUGAUCCUCUUAGAACUGGCAGAGUUAGAAUUCAAGAUAUUUUAGCAUGUAGCUUUCUAGAUGAUCUAUUAGAACUGAGAGAUGAAGAUUUACCAAAAGAUUUGCAAGAAGCAAAUUGGUUUUCAGCUCCAUCUGCUCUUAAAGUUUAUGGGCAAUAUCUUAAUCUUGAUAGAGAUCAUAAUGGAAUGCUCAACAAAGAAGAACUUGCAGGAUAUGGCACAGGAACAUUAACUGGAGUAUUUUUGGAAAGAGUGUUUCAAGAAUGUUUAACUUAUGAGGGAGAAAUGGAUUACAAAACAUAUUUGGACUUUGUUUUAGCAUUAGAAAAUCGACACGAACCACAAAGUUUACAUUAUUUAUUUAGAAUUCUUGAUAUUAAUAAUCGUGGUUAUCUUGAUACCUUCUGCCUUAAUUACUUUUUCCGUGCUAUACAAGAACAAAUGACAAUGCAUGGUCAAGAACCAGUAAGGUUUGAAGACGUAAAAGAUGAGAUCUUUGAUAUGGUAAAACCAGCAGAUCCAUGUAAAAUUACAUUGCAAGAUUUAUUGUCAUGUGGUCAAGGCGAUACAAUGGUUAGUAUUUUAAUAGAAUUCCAUGGUUUUUGGGCAUACGAAAAUCGUGAAGCUAUGGCAGCUGAUACUGGUGAUGAAUCAUCUCAUAACAAUAUUAAUGAAAGAAAUGAAGAUAAAAAUAAAGAGAAUGGAAAGAUUGGAGUCCACAGUGUAAGAUCAAAGUUACAAAGGCUUGGCAAACUGUAUUCUGAUGACAGUAGUAGAGAACUCAGUUCACCUAUUCAUAGAACAGAGGAAAAGUUCACUGCGGAAGAAGAAGUUAUUGAACAGAAACCAGUAAAAAGAGGAGCUAGGCUUGAUAGAUUAGCAGCUCUUGCUUCAACUAUUAAUAAUUGGGAAGAUGAUCUUUCGCAUCCGACUUUGACCAAACCGAUGGAAACUAAAGCAGAUAAGAUACAAGCUAAAUUAAAUGAACAGGUGAAGAGUGCAUCAGAACCCCAGCCAAGUACAAGUGGUUACAGUCAAGGAAAUAGGAACAGCAGGGGAGUUGAUUCUAAAAAAGAAGAAGUAAGUUGUACGAAACAACUUAAAUGGGAUAAGUCUACAUUGAAAUCAUUAGAGUCUCAAGGCUUUAAUCGUACAAAAAGCAAUAGUCGCCUUGUAUAUGACUAUAAGGCUUGUUCUCAGGAAAAAAAUCCGGAUUUGUCGAGUUCAUCCCCGCAGCGUUAUCAGCGUAAUCAGGAAUCUCCGCGUCGCGAAGAAAGAUACGAUAAAAGGGCAGAGGAUUCUCCAAAGAAUAACAGCAAAAAUUGUAACACCCCAGAGAAAACGCGAAAUGGAAUGCCUAGCACAAGCGGCUCCAGACUGGCGCCUAGAUUUGGAUGUAAUGGCUCUCCUAAGAGUCCAGGCCAGUCUAGCCCAGGUUCAGUGUUAAGCAAAGCUUCGUUGUUUGAAUCUAAAAAUACUGAAACAAAAGCGAAAGAUCCGACGCAAAUGACGCUUUCCGAGAGGAUGGCACUUUUUGAGAGAAAUAAAGGAGAACCACCGUUACUACCGAAAGCACCACUUACUAUGUCUAUACCUCCAAAAAAGUUACAAGAAAAAGACAAGAAUAGUUCAUCACCAGGAGUUGGAAACAAUGGAGAUUCUUUUGUAGGAAAGGGGCAAUCUAAAGCUGAUAUUCCUAGCAGUGCUGUGUAUGCUCGUCGAGAAAAGUUUGAACAAGGUUUAAACACCCAAGAACUGGAGAAUAAUAUUUUACGCAACACUUAUUUGGAAAGGCAACGAGAAUUGGAUAUGUUGCGUUCACGUUUCAAUAGAAAUAAGGAGAUGGCAAAAGCAGCCGCCGGUUCCUGUAUUAGGACAAGUGAAAGUAGCGAAGGAAAAUCAAAUUCGCCUAAAAAUUCUCCAGUUUGUCCAGUAAAGCCAACACCAGCGCCUGAUCAUGGUGCCCCACCUCCACCACCACCGCUUCCACAGACGCGUGAAUCUGAAGCAAUACAAACUCCAAAUCAGAACAAAAAUUCACCGAUGAAAAGACAAGUUGUAGGCAGCCCUCCAAAAACACAGCAAGUGAAAGUAAUCUCUGACAUUAAACGUAUCCGCGUUGCUCCGCCUAAACCUGGACAUCUCUAUCCUAAUCUUUCUGAAAUUGAUAAUACAACGGAAACGGAAACUGAUACUGAAUAUACCGUCAAUAGUACAGAAGCAGAAACUGCUACUUUAGAUGAGAAAACUGACACUGAAACAGGGACAGAAGCCGAAUACUAUAUACCAGACAAUGGAACUGAAGUUGAUAGCGACGAAGAGAGCGGGGACUUGAAUACCAGCCUUGGUAGAAGUAUUUUACGAGUAGUAAAUGAACAUUCCUUUCUAAAUAAGAAGAGAUCAAUUGAACCAGAUCCGGACAGUACCACAUCCGAUAUUUCAGUACUGGAUGAAAUGGAUGAAUAUUUAGACGAAUGUCUUGCACUUCAAGAAGCAAAUAACAUGAAUAUGCAUACAGAAGAGGGACCGACGCCACCGAAGUUAAACAAAGGUGGUAAAAGUCCGUCCACUGCAUCGACAAGCUUUAAAUAUAACGAAGGAGCAUCGUAUCGUUCACCUAUAAAGAAAGUUUCUCCAGGAACUCCGAAAAAUGGUGAACCUUAUAUCGUAGAUGGCGAUAAUUGUGUACCAUUAUUGCACACCGUCAGUUUUUACAGACGACAACAGUCUCAAACGCCUAAAACACCAGUACGUAUAAUAUCGAGAACGCAAGAGGUUGAUACCCCUCCUAAUGUAACACAGCUUGACGUUAAAAACGAAGCUGUUUUGGUACAAGAAAAAGUAAAAAGAUUACUAGAUGAAGUAUGCAAGCAGCAAACAAUUAUCGGCCAAGCUAGCCAAGCAUUAAACUUGUGCACUUCUACUGUCGAGUUCAAUGAUUCAAGGGAGCAAGUUGAAGGGGAAAGACUGUUACUCGUUGCUACUCAUAGACGGCAAGCUGCAUUAAACGAAGUACAGCGAUUGAAAGUAGAAGGUACAUUGAGACCUGUUACACCUGGCUCACCGGAAGUACAAGAAAGUGGUUCUUUGACAGUUUCUGCUAUCACUUUACCUCUUAAGCGAGAUCAUUACCGUAACAUGGGCAGAGAUACGUGCCUUCAUUUUGUUUGUUUAAUGAGACAUUUGGAAAACGUGGUUGCCACUCCUGUAGUUGUAGCAGAACCAGGCGAUUCGUGUCUUCGAUUUCCAUCAACAUUAAAACUGAAUGAUUUGUAUAAUGAUUUUAAAAUUACCAUUGAAGUAUACUCGCUUCAAACACAAGCGGAAAUUUUGCCACACGAAAUUAAAUAUCAUAUUAACAAUGGCAGUGGAUGCAGUAGUAAUAACAAUCAUUGCAAUAAAAAGCUAGUGAAUAAAACUCCAAAGAAAUUCUUAAAACAAGAUAGCCGUUUAGUGAUGCCAACUGUUCAAAGUCCAGCAGGACCAUCUGCUGUCAGAUCUCCCGCUUUUCAAUUAUCUGGUUACGUUAUUUUUAGCCUGAGAGAAAUACAUCGUCAGCAAUUUACAUUAAACAAGGUACCAUCGCAAUCUCCUUUAGAAGGACGAUUACAAAUGCAUGUUUCCUGUGAACUUUCAGUAACAGUUGAGCAUAGAGGAUUUCUUACAAUGUUCGAGGAUGUCUCUGGUUUUGGUGCUUGGCACCGUAGAUGGUGUUUGUUGAAAGGUUCCACGUUAUCAUAUUGGAAGUAUCCUGAUGAUGAACAAAAGAAGACUCCUAUUGGAAGCUUAGAUUUACAGAGUGUUUCCACAACUAAUGUAGGAUUAGUUUCUCGAGAUAUUUGCGCUCGUCCUCAUACCUUUUUAUUGGAAGCAACAAGAGCCGCGGAACCUGAGGACACUGAUAGUCUAAUCAUGAUUAGGAAUGGGCCUACAACAACAAUUAGGCAUCUUUUAUCAGCCGAUACAAAGGAAGAUAGAUUAGAAUGGUGUUCAAAACUUAAUAAAACGUUAAAUUUAAUACAUGCCUGGGGCGGAACUACGGUAUUGUCGUAACUUAGUUUUUAUUAAAAAUUAAUGACAAAGUAUAGCGUAUAAAAAGUACGCUUAUAUAUUAAUUUUAUACACAAUACGUACUUGUGUAUACUGAAUAAUGCAAUUCAAAUUUUUAUCGAAUAUUGUAUAUCCAAUAUGAAUAAUGUAUAUUCAAAACAACACAAGGAAUAUAAAGUAACAAAUUAUUUUAUAUUUUAGAUAUACUAUAUUAAUCGUAUCAAGAUUAACUGAAUAAUGAAAAUUCUUUAAUAGUAGUCAUUAUACUAUAUUUUUUAUAAGAUUGCCUUCUUUUGCCUUAAAUCGAAUGAAAAUUGUUUAUUUUUUAUAAUAGAUUUACAGAAAAUUGGAUUUAUACUAUAGCAAAAUUAUUUUAAUGAAAUUGAUUGAAUUGUUUCUAAUAUUUAGAUACAAAGUAACUUUAUAAUGAAUUUGAUGACAUUCUUUAAAUAUGAAAUAUUAAUCGCAAAUCAUAUUAUUUAAUAUAAAUUGAAUAUUCAAUGCAUUAGAGCUAUGUAUAAUUUUAAUUAUGCGUCCUUUAAUUAGUAUUAUUAGAAUACAUAAUACAACAUAUUGUAAAUAGUAAAAUAAUUAUAAUUUAAUGAAGUAGGAUUACUGUAAGGAAAACGACGAUGCUAACACGUAUACACGAUGUCAGUGAGAUACACAAGAACGACGUCCUAACAUAUGUGUCGUAUGGUAUUUAUACAUGUAAUACUUCAAAAUUUAUUUGAAUAAUAAAGAUACUUAAGAGAAACAAA
Messenger RNA from Osmia lignaria (orchard mason bee), 5608 nucleotides. Lineage: Eukaryota; Metazoa; Arthropoda; Insecta; Hymenoptera; Megachilidae. The record is from RefSeq and is a predicted model, not a curated record.